AACAUCUUCAAGAAACUUAAAGAAGUCCAGUCGCCGUUAUUUCAAGCUCCGGAGACUAUUAGUAUUUUACACUUGUUCUUUAUAGAGUUAUCAAAAAAGAAGGAAGUUCAAGAUGGAAAAAAGCAAAGUAGGAAAAUUGCGUGUCCCAGGGCUGGUCUUCCUGCAUCCUCUCCUCCAGGAAUUCUGAUAAAAGGCGAGGAGGACGGUCGCUCUGAGGCUGGAGAGUGUCCCAUCAGAUCCCAUCAGCCAUGGCUCUCACUAUUUUGUCCAUCUUGAUUGCUACCCUCACUGUGGCCUACUGCUAUCCAACUGCCUUUCAGGACCUGGAGGAAAGUCGCAGCAACAGAACCUCCAUUAAGUUUCUGGCUGUGGGUGACUGGGGUGGAGUGCCUUAUCCCCCCUACAUCACUGCUGUGCAGAAGGCUACGGCUCGAGAAAUGAGCAAAAUAGCAGACCAGAUGGGAGCUGAUUUUGUUCUCGCUCUGGGCGAUAACUUCUACUACACAGGUGUAAACACUGUGGAUUCGCCUCGGUUUCAGGAAACCUUUGAAUCUGUGUACACUGAAAAGUCUCUCCAAAUUCCUUGGUAUGUGAUUGCUGGCAAUCAUGACCAUGCAGGGAAUGUCAAAGCCCAGAUCGAUUACAGCAGUAGAUCUAACAGAUGGAAAUUCCCCGCUUACUACUAUGAGCUGAAUUUCCGCAUUCCUAACACCGGGAAGACUUUGACCAUCAUCAUGCUUGACACUGUGAUGCUUUGUGGUAACUCUGAUGACAAUUCAGACAAGAAGCCAAGCGGACCCCUGAAUGAAAUGGAUGCCAAUCGCCAAUUAACUUGGCUGCAAGAGAGACUGGCUCUUUCCAAGGCAGACUUCCUGUUGGUGGCGGGCCACUACCCUGUGUGGUCUGUGUCCGAGCACGGGCCCACAAAGUGUCUAGUGCAGAGCCUCCGUCCUCUGCUCAUUAAAUACAAGGCCACUGCUUACCUCUGCGGUCAUGACCACAACCUGCAGUACUUAGAAGAGUCUGAUGUGGGCUAUGUGGUGAGUGGUGCUGGAAAUUUCCUGGAUCCUGAUGUCACUCACUGGCACCAUGUUCCCAAAGGCUCUCUGAAGUUUUUCACCGGCCAGGCUUCAACACUGGGAGGAUUCAUGCAUGCAGAAGUGACACAGAACAAGAUGAUUGUGACCUUCUACCAGGCUAAAGGCACUUCUCUCUAUCGCACUGUUCUCUCCCAAAGGGAUCUUAAUUAGAUGGACAUGCAGGUGCAGGCACAGUUAUAAUAUAUAUAUAUAUAUAUUUUACACUACACACAUACUAUAUUUUUUCAUAUAUCUAAUAUAAAUAAAUACAGUAUGAGUGUAGUGUGAAAUCAAGCAAUGAGUCUUGAUCUCUCUUUUUUUUCUUAAAUCUUGGCAUUAAGUUCAAAGCAUUUUGAUGUUUUUAAAACAAUCAGCUGGUUUUAAAUGUGACUUUAUGGUACUGUAAAAUAAACUGGGUUUUUUUGUUUGUUUUUUAAGAAAUGUGUCUCGUCAGCUUGUGUCAGCUUGUGACUGUAGUCUUGUGACUUUUGUGUCUUUUCGCUUCACUUGAUAAGAUGAAUUUGCUCUGUCCUGAACUUUUGAAAAUGUGGUUGUAGUGCUUGAAUGUGUUAUUCUGCAAGUGCAUCUUGAAAAUGGUCGUUUUAUUCACUUUUUUUUUUUUUUUUUUUUUU
Messenger RNA from Archocentrus centrarchus (flier cichlid), 1711 nucleotides. It is a transcript of the gene acp5a, whose product is annotated as acid phosphatase 5a, tartrate resistant. Bases 249 to 1250 code for a protein of 333 amino acids. Gene Ontology annotation, biological process: bone resorption. NCBI's taxonomy places the organism in Eukaryota, Metazoa, Chordata, Actinopteri, Cichliformes, Cichlidae. The record is from RefSeq and is a predicted model, not a curated record. Gene Ontology annotation, molecular function: acid phosphatase activity. The transcript is spliced from 8 exons.